AUAGCGCUGUCACGUUUACUAAACUAACCGGGUAUGGUAGUCGGGUAUGAAUGAGGAAGUAAAUUGCCUAAGUACUUCAAAGAACAUAGUAAAUUUUCAGAACAAAUAUACAUUGUAUCGAGUUUCAGCAGUUAUAAGGAAAAACGUUCCACAUAUGCUUUAGUUACCAAGUGAUCAGUGUAAUAAUUCUACAACGGAAAUGGCGUCGUUCUACCCAACAAAGAUUGCGAAGAAAGGCGAAGCGAAGCUGGAUUUAGCCUUUGGGUUGGACUGUACAUCCAGUAUGGACCCUUACAUUUCAGAAGCCAGGGAUAAUAUAGUUCAGAUAGUGAAUGAAAUCGUUCAAAGUGAAAAUUGUGACGUCAGAUUAGCUCUUGUUGAAUACCGUGACCACCCGCCGGCAGACGAAUCUUUCAUUACCAAGGUACACGAUUUCACUGAAUCCGUUGGAACUAUGAAAAAGUGGUUGCGGGAAAGUUAUGCUGCUGGUGGUGGUGAUAUCCCGGAAGCAGUUGCCGAUGCAUUGAAUGACGUUUUAAAUCUCUCCUGGCGUAAAGAAGCGACUAAAAUCUGCGUGUUUAUCACCGAUGCUCCCCCUCACGGUCUUGGAGGGUACCGUGACAAGUUUCCCGAGGGUUGUCCACUUGGACUAGAUCCCAUGGAAAUUUCAAAACAAAUUGCGGCUAAAGGGAUUGCAAUUUAUAUGGCUGGAUGUGAACCGAGCAUAUUGGCUUACAAGGACUUUUACCUAGCAGUAGCACAUAUAACUGGGGGUCAGUAUGUCCCGCUAGAGGAGGCACGGGGUCUUGUUAAAAUCAUCAUAUAUGGAGCCCGUGAAGAAAUGUCGUUGAAAAAGUUUGAAUGUGAAGUAGAAAAGGAAAUAGUUGAGCUCAAAGCGACCAGAAGAGUCAUAAAUGAAGAUGAACUUUCGACAAUACUUCAUAAAAGAUGGGAAACACGUGGCGAAACAACAAAACAACUUACAUUAAACCAACGCGGUUUGGCAACAGCAAAAAGUUCUGCUACUGCCAUGGAUAUAACAAAAAUGGGAUUCGAUGCGGUCAAAACGCUUUACAAAACUACAACGCCUUCCACGAGAAAAGCAAGAGGUGCAGCCGAAAAUCAAACCGACCCUAAAAACCAAAAGGAAGGGGACGAGGAUAUGAAGGCUAAGAUUGCUAUGGCAACCACUGCCCUCGCCGAUCUUCAAACUGUCUCCAAAACUCGGGCACCUAUUAAUGUCGAUCUCAGUGGAAUAACAGGAGCCGUUGAUUCUGGUCCAGCUUUGUCAGAACAGAACAAUCCGCCGACCGCUGUGGAUAGCGUGAAUCCCAUUUCCAUGCGGACGAAGGGAGGGGAGUACCAGUGUAUCGACGGAGGGGUGACCUUAUCUCAAACCAUGAGAUUAGUGCAAAAAUCUAUGAUCAAAAUGACGAAACUCAAUCCAGAUGAACAGUAACGACUGUACUGUAAAAAUGCCUUUUGAAAGUUCUUUAGGAUCUUCAAGAAUUCGAGUGUUUAGUAUCGUUUGCUUCAACGUAAAUCAAAAAUAAAUUUUCCAUGCGAAGUAUACAAAGGUAAAUAAGUAGACAGAGAUUACUUUGUUGUCAGUCCAACAUAACAGUAGCAAUAGAGUUCACAGUAUAAUAAAAAGUGCUAUGUAUGGCAACAGAUAUACUCACAAAUGACAGGUUAGUGUGAAAGUACACUUAUUAUACAUAAACACAGAACAUAACUUAAUAAUCAGUGCUAUUGCUAAAUUCAGAAUAAAACACGAGGUGCAAAACCUCAUUCUUAUAACGUUUCAUGAAUCCAGUAUAGAUACAUUUUGAGAUACUAUAUGAGCCACGCCAUGAGAAAACCAACAUAGUGGGUUUGCGACCAGCAUGGAUCCAGACCAGCCAGCGCAUCCGCGCAGUCUGGUCAGGAUCCAUGCUGUUCGCUAACGGUUUCUCUAAUUGCAAUAGGCUUUGACAGCGAACAGCAUGGAUUCUGACCAGACUGCGCGGAUGCGCAGGUUGGUCUGGAUCCAUGCUGGUCGCAAACCCACUAUGUUGGUUUUCGCAUGGCGCGGCUCAUAUAGAGAUAGUGGAUGUAGUUCAUUUAAUAGGUUGUUUAUCAGCUGAUAUUUUUGUCAUAAUAUUGUAAUGUUUCUGGACUUUGUCCACAGACACAAAUAGUUUCUUUGUAAACAGUAUUGUUGCUUUUCUUUUACGAGUUACAUAUGCAUUCAUAAAGUACUUAUGCAUUUAUAAUUUUACAAUGUGGUUGGGUGUUAAAAAAAAACUUUAUCGUCAUAAAAGUGAAAUUUGUUUAUUUAUUUAUUUAUUCUUUUUAGUUUCAGUUCUAGCUUUAUUGGCAAUUACCAAUACAUUUGCCUUUGGCCAAUUACAAAUACAACCCCCGCCCCCCACAAAAAAAAACACUUAAAGUGAAUAUAUAGAUAUAAUGCUUUUUCAUUAUGCAUACAUCUUUUACUGUUAGACAACACUGUAGCAUAGUAGGCCCUAGGCAUCGGCUCAAGUAUUUGGAUCACUAAGCAUCUAGACAUGAAAUGAUAUUCUGACUCUAUGACAUUUUGAUUUGCAUAAUUUAUACAAUUUGUUAUCCAUUUCUUCAUUAAGAUAUAACUUAACCGUAGACUAUUUGUUUUUAGUAAUUAUUUGAUAAAUGGUGAUAGAGGUAUUGCACGUGGUUGAUAUGUCAUCUUAUAUAUGCUGAUAUUUUAUUAUGUUAUCGCAAUGGUUCCGGACUUUGUUCCCAUACAUACAUCAAACGAAAACUGGUCGUUUUCUUUUCAUUUGGUAAAGAAUACACAGAUACAUUUUUGACUUAGGCAGUUUUAAACUCUUUUUUUGUCUAUCCAUAUAUCCUGUAUACGAAAUUUGUAGUUUUUCUGUAUUUGCAUACAGUUUUCAUUAUCGGAGAAAGUAAACUAAUAUAUAUUA
Mercenaria mercenaria is the source of this 2948-nucleotide messenger RNA. RefSeq lists its product as uncharacterized. Gene Ontology annotation, cellular component: cytoplasm. The record is from RefSeq and is a predicted model, not a curated record. Gene Ontology annotation, biological process: peptidyl-threonine phosphorylation. The coding region runs from base 200 to 1459 and encodes 419 amino acids. NCBI's taxonomy places the organism in Eukaryota, Metazoa, Mollusca, Bivalvia, Venerida, Veneridae. Gene Ontology annotation, molecular function: protein serine/threonine kinase activity. The transcript has a single exon.